CUUGGCUCAAGUCACUGUCCCACUUUCCCUUUUCUCCCUCUGACAGAAGGUAAAGGCGCAGUGCGGCGGAGCUGCAGCACUCAGACACUGGAGUUAACCUGUUGGACGGCCGCUGCUCUGUCACCGUGUCUUCUGUCUGUAGCUGGAUCUUCACACCUCUGAACUGACUGGCAUCUCCUGCAGAAGUCUGGAUUGCUGCACUUUUUCCUCUUGUUUUAUGAGUUGGAAUGAAAUUCUCCUGAACUGAGGCUGCUGUAAUGAGAGCCUCUGUCCUAGGAUCAGUCUGUGCUCUUCUCUUGCUGCUGAGGGAGCCUGUGUGUCGGGGGGAUGAGGUUACCUCCAGCACAGUGAACCCAUGCUGUUAUUUCCCCUGUCAGCACUGGGGUGUGUGUGUUCGCUACGGUGAGGACAAGUAUGAGUGUGACUGCACUCGCACCGGCUUCUACGGUGAAAACUGCACAGUCCCCGAGUUUUGGACCAGAGUGUCUCAGUUCCUCAAACCCGGCCCAAAUGUGGUGCAUUACAUUCUCACCCAUUUCCGCUGGCUGUGGGACAUCAUCAACUACACUUUCCUGCGGGACAUUCUCAUGCGGCUGGUUUUAACAGUGAGGUCCAACCUGAUACCCACCCCUCCAACCUUCAACUCUAAAUAUGGUUACCUCAGCUGGGAGUCCUACUACAAUCUGAGCUACUACACUCGGCUCCUGCCCCCGGUGCCCGAGGACUGCCCCACACCAAUAGGGGUCAAAGGCCAGUCUGGGCUACCUGACCCUGAGCUGCUAGUUGACACGCUUCUAAAGAGAAGGACGUUCAGAGCCGACCCCCAGGGCUCCAACCUCAUGUUCGCCUUCUUCGCGCAACACUUCACCCACCAGUUCUUCAAGACCUUCAAUCGCAUGGGCCUGGGCUACACCAAGGCACUGUCACAUGGGGUGGAUGCAGGACACGUUUAUGGAGACAACCUGGAACGUCAGCUCCAGCUCAGGCUUCACAAGGACGGAAAACUCAAAUAUCAGUUAAUUGAUGGAGAGAUGUACCCUCCCUCUGUAGCUGAAGCAUCCGUUAGGAUGAGCUACCCUCCUGGAGUCCCUGUGCACCAGCAGAUGGCCAUUGGGCAGGAAGUGUUUGGACUUCUUCCUGGUUUAGGAAUGUACGCCACCCUGUGGCUGAGGGAGCACAACCGAGUCUGUGACAUCCUGAAGGCAGAGCAUCCCACCUGGGAUGACGAGCAGCUUUUCCAAACCACACGGCUCAUCAUCAUCGGCGAGACAAUACGAAUAGUGAUUGAGGAGUAUGUGCAGCAACUCAGCGGAUACCUGCUCCAGCUGAAGUUCGAUCCCACCCUGCUGUUUAAUUCCCACUUCCAGUACGGGAAUCGUAUCGCCCUGGAGUUCAGCCAGCUCUACCACUGGCACCCUUUGAUGCCCGACAGCUUUCUUAUAAAUGGAGACGAGCUCUCGUACACACAGUUCCUUUUCAACACGUCUGUUCUGACACACUAUGGCGUGGAGAAGUUGGUGGAUGCCUUUUCUCGGCAACCUGCUGGCCAGAUCGGUGGAGGCCACAACAUCAACGCUGUGGUGACCAAGUAGCCGUGGGGGCGAUUAAAGGAGUCCCGCCAACUCCGCAUGCAGCUUUCAACGAGUACAGGAAACGUUUAACCUUAACGUACACAUCAUUCAGUCA
Molecule: messenger RNA, 1686 nt
Organism: Acanthochromis polyacanthus (spiny chromis)
Lineage: Eukaryota; Metazoa; Chordata; Actinopteri; Pomacentridae
Product: prostaglandin G/H synthase 1-like
Exons: 10
Coding region: 258-1592 (444 amino acids)
Biological process (GO): cyclooxygenase pathway; response to oxidative stress
Cellular component (GO): cytoplasm; neuron projection
Molecular function (GO): oxidoreductase activity, acting on single donors with incorporation of molecular oxygen, incorporation of two atoms of oxygen; peroxidase activity; heme binding
Source: RefSeq, a predicted model, not a curated record